This is a messenger RNA of Dermacentor silvarum, 2100 nucleotides long. RefSeq names its product glutamate dehydrogenase, mitochondrial (gene Gdh). Gene Ontology annotation, cellular component: mitochondrion. Gene Ontology annotation, molecular function: L-glutamate dehydrogenase (NAD+) activity. The transcript is spliced from 11 exons. Bases 140 to 1807 code for a protein of 555 amino acids. The record is from RefSeq and is a predicted model, not a curated record. Gene Ontology annotation, biological process: L-glutamate catabolic process. Lineage: Eukaryota; Metazoa; Arthropoda; Arachnida; Ixodida; Ixodidae.
UAAUCGUAUCCAGUUGCCAAGCCCUGCCCUAAAAGUGAAAGUUAGGUCUGUAUGGGUAGAGGAGUGAGACCCUCUUAGCUACUUUUUUUUUAGUGUGAGAGAUUUCAGUUCGCAGUGACCGGAGGCAACCACUUUCAAGAUGCUGAGGUGCGGAGCAGUCACAUUGAGGCAACUUGCGAACGUGUACGGCCAAGCAGGAAUAUGUCGGAAGACCGUGAAGUCUGCGAUCGCGCCCAUGGUUUCACAAUACCAGAGGCGGAGUUACUCGGACCACAAGAUGCCCGAACACCUUCAAUACGUGGAGGAAUCGGAGGAUCCGUCGUUUUUCCACAUGGUCGAGUACUUCUACCAUCGAGGCUGGCAAGUUGUUGAGGACAAAUUAGUGGAGGAGUUUAAAGGGAAGCUUAGUCUGGAGGAGAAGCGCAAGAAGGUUCGCGGGUAUCUCGCCCUUCUCGGACCUUGCCAUGCGGUGCUUGAGGUGUCCUUCCCUUUGAAGAGGGACAACGGGGAAUACGUUAUGAUCAACGGGUGGCGGGCACAGCACAGUCAUCACCGGACGCCCUGCAAAGGAGGUAUUCGGUACAGCUUAGAUGUGAGCCUAGAUGAAGUCAAGGCUCUGUCUGCCCUGAUGACUUUCAAGUGUGCCGUGGUGGAUGUUCCCUUUGGGGGUGGCAAAGCAGGACUGAAGAUCAACCCCAGGGAGUUCAGCGAGUUUGAGCUUGAGAAAAUCACUCGAAAUUUCGCUCUACAACUGGCGAAAAAGGGCUUUUUAGGUCCCGGAGUUGAUGUGCCAGCACCUGAUAUGGGGACUGGUGAAAGAGAAAUGAGCUGGAUUGCUGACACCUACUCUCAAACCAUCGGGCAUAGUGAUUUGAACUCUCAUGCCUGCAUCACCGGUAAACCUAUCAACCAAGGCGGCAUUCAUGGCAGGGUAUCUGCCACUGGCCGUGGAGUCUUCCAUGGGAUCGACAACUUCAUCAAUGAAGCAAGCUUCAUGAGCAUGAUUGGAACAACCCCUGGCUGGGGUGGAAAGACAUUCAUUGUUCAGGGUCUUGGAAAUGUCGGACUUCAUUGCACACGCUACUUAACAAGAGCUGGUGCUCGAUGCAUUGGCAUCCAGGAAGUGGAUGGCUCCAUAUUCAAUCCUAACGGAAUUGAUCCAAAGGAGAUUGAAGAGUGGAAAAUUAACAAUGGCACAAUCAAUGGCUUUCCUGGUGCUGAGCCUUACAAGGGUGAGAACCUCAUUUAUGAAGAUUGUGACAUAUUUGUGCCAGCUGCGCUCGAGAAGAUAAUCACCAAGAAUAAUGCCAACAAGUUUAAGUGCAAGAUUAUUGCUGAAGCAGCCAAUGGACCCACGACUCCUGCUGCAGACAAGAUUCUCAUGGAGCGCAACAUUCUGGUCAUUCCCGAUUUAUACAUCAAUGCCGGAGGUGUGACAGUCAGCUACUUUGAGUGGCUCAAAAACUUGAAUCAUGUCAGCUAUGGCAGGCUUCUCUUUAAGUAUGAAAGGGAGUCCAACUACCACCUCUUGGAGAGUGUACAAGAAUCCUUGGAAAGGAGAUUUGGCAAGGCUGGUGGCCGUAUUCCUAUCAUGCCAAGUGAAUCGUUCCAGAAGAGAAUCUCCGGUGCAUCAGAAAAGGACAUAGUACAUUCUGGUCUGGAUUACACCAUGGAAAGGUCAGCCAGACAAAUCAUGCGCACUGCCAUGAAGUACAACCUUGGGUUGGACCUUCGUACAGCUGCCUAUGUGAACUCCAUUGAGAAGAUCUACUUGACAUACCGUGAAGCUGGUCUCACCUUCACUUAGCUUAGCUCAUUCAUCAACAGUGUGGACUUGCAUCUCUGCUUUGAAUGAAAGCACACUCCACACAUAGCAUACUAGCCAGUCCUCUAGACCUUUCCUAUCUGCUUAUUGGCUCUGCAGGCUGUUUCACAGUGGUUCUGGACCAUCUGCAGGAGUAUCUUGCUGGGUCUCACCCUACCAUUAAUGACUAGGCCGAUUCAUCAGCCACAGUGGGUCCCACAAAACCUGACCAAGUGUGCACACCAAGGACUGCCUUGCUUAAGGCUAAACUAUUAUGACAAUAAACCAUGCCGUUA